UGAACCGUUCAUCCGCCAAAAACUCGAGGAACAAAAAGAGGCCGGAGGAAGACAUGUUGAAGCAAAAGGUGAAAUCCUUGCAAGCCCAAGCGAGUGCACUAGCUGCUGAGUUAGCAACGUUGGAGAUGGAAACCAUAGAUCUGAGCAAUGAAAAUGCCGAGUUGAAGGAGCUUCACAAGGCUAUGGUGAAUCGGCUUCACCAGCAGGAUGCUAGGAACGAGAAGAUCAAGUUGGAAAUCCAGUGGCUGAAGCAGAUGACCUCAAAUCCACCCAUGGCAAGCAAGCCCUUCCCAUUCAAUCGAGGGAAUGCUGCAGAUCUGCUUCCCAAUCUCCAGGGCCACAAGCAUUCAGCUGAAGCACCUCCCAGGCUCGCUGAGGCAUCAUCAAGUGCUGCAGGAGGCGAUGAUGCGCUGCCUCGGUCCAUAGGCGAUGAUGAUCAUUCGCUGGACGACCCAUCAGGGAACAACGGCCUCAUUGAGGGCUCGGGCAAACCCGCUGAUCCGACACCGACUGAUUGAGCACAAAAGUCAUUUGUGUUCGCUUGAUUUGGCGGUCGUGCUGUUGUCUUGGUGUUUCACUUCA
This is a messenger RNA of Syzygium oleosum, 582 nucleotides long. RefSeq lists its product as uncharacterized. Gene Ontology annotation, molecular function: DNA-binding transcription factor activity. Gene Ontology annotation, cellular component: nucleus. The record is from RefSeq and is a predicted model, not a curated record. The transcript is spliced from 4 exons. The coding region runs from base 54 to 518 and encodes 154 amino acids. Lineage: Eukaryota; Viridiplantae; Streptophyta; Magnoliopsida; Myrtales; Myrtaceae.